AUGGCCAACAUGGACAACGAUAAGACCUCCAUAUCGCAUGUCGACGCGAUCGAAAGUGCGCCGGAGUCCGAUCACAGUGUCCAUUUGAAACAUGUCGACAGCGCGAAUGAAGAGAUAGUUCAGCAUCUUCAGACCACUGGAGAAGAAGUCGGAAUGACGUGGAGGAGUACCAUGGCUGCUAUUUCCAUGGGCAUGUGCUACAAUGCAUAUCUGUUCACGCUCUUGAUUCCACCCGCAAUCCUUAGCUAUAUCAACGCCGACCUUGGUCCCGACCCUAGGUAUACAUGGAUUACCAUCUCGUGGAAUUUGGGCGGAGCCAUGUUCGUCACGAUCGGCGGCCGGUUGUCCGACAUCUUCGGUCGCCGGUAUUUCUUCCUUGCGGGUGCUUCUACCUUGAUCAUCGGGAGCAUUAUCUCGGCAACAGGACAGAGCAUCGAACAAAUGAUUGCAGGUGGGGCCAUCUUCGGUGCGGGAUCCGGUUUCCUUGAGAUGUCCUUUGGUGCUGUUCAGGAAAUCGUGCCCAACCGGUACAGGCAUGUCACCAUCGGCCUUUUCGACGCUUCAUCCGUUAUUGCUCAGAUCAUGCCUCUGGUCACCUGGGUGAUCAUCAAAUACACGUUUAACUGGCGCAUUGCCUAUUACUGCAUGAUCGGCUUCCAGGCCAUCAACCUGAUCCUUCUCUGGUUCUUCUACAACCCGCCUUCCUUCAGGGAGAAGCAGGCGGAACACGGAAAAUCGAGAAGCCAAUUGCUGCGAGAGUUUGACUGGGUUGGCCUGUUCCUCUUCGUCGCUGGGUGCACGCUUUUUAUUGUGGGCGUCAGCUGGGGCGGCAGCCUCUACCCCUGGACUAGCGCGACUACACUUGGUCCUCUUAUUGUUGGUUUCAUGACGCUGGUUGGACUGGGCUUCUACGAGAGAUAUGCACCGCUUAAGGAACCUCUCUUCCCGCCUCGUCUGUUUAGGGCCACGCGACACUUCACUGUUCCAAUGUUCGUCAUGGCUAUCGGCGGAAUGCAGUACUACUCCAAUGCAACGCUCUGGAAUCGACUUAGCCAGCUCCUCUACGCCACUGACGAGAUCUCCAAAGGUCUCUAUGCCGAAGUCUUGCCCUUGGGCUCCGUCAUUGGUGGUUUCGUUGUCGCCUUUUCCAAAAAGAUCGGGCACCAGCGCUGGCAGGUCACUGGGGCUGUGGCUCUUCAAACUGCCUGCGUCGGCGCCUUGGCUACGGCCACCAUAGACAACCCCGUCAAGUCCAUCAUUCUCACCUUUCUAGUGUCGCUAACAACCUCCAUAAACCUACUAAAUGGCAUGGUGCUGGUUGGAUUUGGGAUUGUCUACCAAGAGGACAUAGGCACGGCUGCAGGCCUAGCGGGAACUUCUCGACUUCUCGCCGGCGCCGUCGCAACCGCCAUUUUUAGCAACGUAACGAACAACAAGUACGCGCAAGCCCUGCCCGCAGCCGUCCGCGCCAACGUCGAGACCUUCAAUCUCCCCGCCGCUACCCUCGCAAAACUCACCGCCGCAGCCAAAGCCGGUACCGCGGCAGCAUACAAAGCCGUACCAGGCAUUACUCCCGCGAUUCAAGCCGCUGCCGCUCUGGGGAACAAGCAGGCCUACCUAACCGGCGCACAUCUCGCGUACCAAGUCGCGCUGGCAUUCGGCUUGUGCGGUGUUAUUGCAGCGUUCUUCAUUCCAUCUGUUGACUCGAGGAAGUAUACGAAGAGGACGGUUGCAGUGCAGCAGCAGGAUCGCAAGGCGCUCGAGGAGAAGAAGAUGGCUGGCGCUGCUUGAUUUGGGGGAUUGUGCUUCG
Trematosphaeria pertusa is the source of this 1810-nucleotide messenger RNA. RefSeq names its product MFS general substrate transporter. Gene Ontology annotation, cellular component: membrane. Gene Ontology annotation, biological process: transmembrane transport. The transcript has 6 exons. The record is from RefSeq and is a predicted model, not a curated record. Gene Ontology annotation, molecular function: transmembrane transporter activity. The coding region runs from base 1 to 1791 and encodes 596 amino acids. Lineage: Eukaryota; Fungi; Ascomycota; Dothideomycetes; Pleosporales; Trematosphaeriaceae.